This is a messenger RNA of Emys orbicularis (European pond turtle), 5493 nucleotides long. RefSeq names its product BTB domain containing 8 (gene BTBD8). Bases 1 to 5493 code for a protein of 1830 amino acids. Gene Ontology annotation, molecular function: protein binding. The transcript has 18 exons. Lineage: Eukaryota; Metazoa; Chordata; Testudines; Emydidae. The record is from RefSeq and is a predicted model, not a curated record.
AUGGCGCGGUGUGGGGGGGAUGCUGUCUCGAAAGGCACCAGCUGGGCCCCGGCGGCAGCAGGCGGCGGGAGGGGGGCGUGGGAGCGGCAGAGGCUGAAGGAGAUGGUGUCUGAGCAGCUCCGUCAGGAUCUCGGCAGGCUUCUUAAAGAAGAAAUACAUGCAGAUGUCACUUUUUGUGUUGGUCAUACUCUAUUCAGAGCACAUAAAGCAGUGCUUUUAGCAAGAGUUCCAGACUUCUUCUUAUACUGUACCGGAAAACAAUUAACUAAUCUGAAAGACCAUGAAACUUUUAAUCUGGAUAACUUCGAGCCCUCAGAAUUUAAAACAUUUCUGCAGGUUGUAUAUUCGUCUGAUAAAAACAUUAGGGAAAUCGAGGAAGAAACUCUGAGGAAAAGAGUACUGGAGCCCAGACAAACACAGGAAAAUGAAAGCCUUACAUCUGGUAGUCUUCAGAACACUCAAAUAUCAGGUGUAAAAUGCAUUGGAAGUGAUAAAACAACUUUUGUUAAUCAGCAUUUUCUGGACGGAGCCAUAGAAAGAGAAGUUGUUUGUUCACCUAAUACUGAAGAUGAAAUUCUAGAAGCCAGUCAUGCUGAAGGCAAUGCAACUAAGCCAGGUAAUUCUGAACUAGAAACCGCAUCUGGGUUAGGAGAAGACUUAAUGAUGCUCUACAAGAAAUGUUGUUGUCCAGAUAUUAAUAUUUGGAUAGAAGGCAACCAGUUUCAAGCUCACAGGGCUAUUUUAUGUGCCAGAUCUAGUUACUUUGCUGCUAUGCUGAGUGGAAGUUGGGCUGAAAGCUCCCAAGAGCACAUUACUCUUCAAGGCAUAAACCAUGUAGAAAUGAAUGUCCUAUUGUAUUUUAUAUAUGGAGGAAUGCUGGACUUCCCAAACAAAGCUGAUGCUGGUCGAAUACUCAGUGUUGCUGAUAUGUAUGGGCUAGACGGACUGAAAGAAGUAGCUAUCUAUAUUCUCAAAAGAGACUACUGCAAUUUUUUUCAAAAGCCUAUUCCUGGAAGGCAGCAACAUGUGCUAGAAUGCCUGGCUAUUGCUCAUUCAAUGGAAGUCGAGAACCUUUAUGCUGCUUGCAUGAAAUGGAUAGUAAAACAUUUUGUGAAAUGUUGGUCAGAGAGGAGCUUUGCCAGUUUACCCACUGAGCUUCAGAACAACUGUCUUACUGUGAUGAUUCAGUCUUUGAACCACAAGAAUGCAGCUUCUCUUUUGAUGGAAAGUGACCGGCUGCUUGGUAGUCUUCCCCAAGUGAAAUGGUCUGAAACAGCUCUGGCCUUGGCAUCUAGGCUUCAAGAAGAAUGCAUAACAUUUAUUGUAACAAACUUCCCUCAUAUAAUAGAGAGUGAAAGUUUUCAUAUUUUCUUGCAGGCACAGGCAAUGAGCAGCAAACCUGAUCUUCUAGAACAAGUUUUAAAAGCAAUUGAGAAAAACAUUAGCAUUGAAAACAGUUGCUUUCUUCUUAUAGCUGUGGAUACUUUGUUGAGCUCCACAAAUGUGAAGGAAAUGGGUUUUACAUGCAAGAUCCAGGCUCUGCGUGAUAAGCUGUGGAUCUUCCUGGUUCAGUCUUUUUAUGCUGUUCGUCACACAGAAAGCUGGAAGCUGAUGAGACCAGAUCAUCAAGAGAAAAUACAAGCAGCUGCUUUUGACAAAGGGGAUGAUCGAAGACUUGGCAAAAAACCUGUAUUCACUAGUUCUCAGCUAAACAGAUGCAUUACUGACUCUGUUGAUAUAAGGCACGCUUCCUGGAAAGUAAAAGGCAAGAGAGAUUAUUGCGGCAGUUCCUUCACUAAUCGGGAUAAAAUGAAAUCUGAUGGAUUAGGAGCAUCUGGACAUACAUCAAGUACCAACAGAAACACUGCUAAUAAGACUUCAAAACAUGAUGACUUAAAGGGAAAAGAUAGUAAGAAAACAGUUUCCAAGAUUACAAAAGAUUCAAAAACUGGGGAAAAAGUUGCUUCACCAAAGGCUAGAGCUGUCAUAAAGCCAAAAAUAGAAAGUAAUGGAAAUGCUAAGGCUGAAAGCUUGAUUACCAAACAAGAUUCAGAAAGGUCAUCAUCUGCAAGUGGACAAAAAAAUUCUGGAAGUGGAAAAGGUGUAAAAAAUCAGGAAGGAAAAAGUUCAGGUGCCAGACCUAAAGUACUUACUGGAAGCCCAAGUGUGCAAAUCAAAACAAAGCCAUUGAAGAAAACCACAGGGAAAGAAUCACCCUCUCUAGUAACAGAGACAGGAACUUUCAGCAAGUCAACAAACUCAAGUAGAGAUUUACAGAUUUCCAAUGAACAACUAGAUGAACCCAAAGAGGAUAAACCAGUAGAUGAAGGAAAAAUAUAUACCGCAAUGAAAACAAAGUCUGUUUUGAAGUUGACUAAUGGAGCUACCAACAAAAAAGCUAAUGAACUUGAGACGAACGUUACAACAAAUAGUGUGACCAAAAAAACCACUGGGAAAGGAUACAAUGAACAAAGUCCACAAACUGUUUUGAAGAAAAAGGGAAAUGUGAGUGGCAAUUCUGCAGCUCAGCAGAAGACAAAGAAUGCACCAGCUAAUGUUGCUAAAAACCAAGGACCACAAGGAGAUUCACAAAAUUCAUUAAAAUCUGGAAUGUCUCCGAAACAAAAUGAAGGAAAAAACAUGAUGCAAAAUUUUUCUCAGACAGCACUUUCAGAAAAACAACCUUCAUCUAAGAAAAAGAGUAUUAAACAAUCACAAACAUCUGCAGUUAAAGCCACUGCAAAAAUAAUAACAACACCCAAAAAUCAGACCCAUUCAAAGAAAGGUGAGACUAUAAACAGUAAAGACCCAAAACAGAAAAUAGUUACUGGGCAGCCUAUAUCAAAAGCUCAGUCUUCAACACAAAGACAUUCAAGAAGUGAAUCUCCUGUUGUCCAGAAAAACGUGCGUAGUCCUGAACAGAAAAUUUCAGAACAGAAACUUGAACAACACACAUCUGCUGCUUUUGCAAUUCAGCCACACGACAAUAACAAAUGCAGCCCUGCAAAACAAAGUAAGUGUGAAAAAUCUAUGAUAGAGUGUAGCAGAGGAGACCUACUCGUGGAAUCAUGGCAACCUGAUCCAAGAAAAGUAUUGGAUCCUCUUGAAAAUGGGGAAUACAAAGUAGAAACCAAACCUUUUUGUACUCUAGUUAGAGGACAAAAUGUUCCUAAGCUGAAUAUUUCCAUGCAAAAUGAAAUGGAAUCAAAACAGGUUUGUGAAGAUGAAAUUGAAAUUAAAUAUCCGGUAGAUAAAAACAAAGAUGAUGGUAAUACAACUGAAUUUAAUUGUUAUACAGAGCCUAGUAGAAAUGCAUACUCAGUCAUUUGCAAGAAUACUGGCCAAAAACUCCCUACUUCAGUUUCAGAAGAAAGACUGAAAAAGUGCAAAACUGUUUGUGAUUCAGCUCAGAAAUACUUGGGAUAUUCAGGAAACAGCAAAGUAUGUUUAACACAAGCAAUAGAAGACUGUGUGGAACAAAAUGAUACCUUAAACACUGAAACGGGCAUUAAUUAUGGAGAAGAUCACUUACCCAGCUUUUCUAAGGUAACAAAUGCCUCUAAUUCGGAACAAGAUGAAAGAAAAUCCUCUAAGACUCAUGUAAAGGGAUUUGCAAGUGCUGGUCAAUUGUCUGAUAAAUCAGCCUUGACCGAAUACAGGUCUGCUACAGUAGACUCAGAUGCUGCUUCAAAAUGUUUCACAGGACAGGUUACAGAAAAAUGUUCACCUAAAGAUAUGGAUACUACAGAAACACCAGAAAGCCAUGAAAAUUCAGAAACUCCCUUUGUGGAUCGUUGGAAUUUGAGUACAGGUGUGUUGGAUCCAAAAGAGAGUCCUGAAUCUGAUACUGGCAGUGCAACAACAUCUUCUGAUGAUAUCAAACCAAGAUCAGAAGACUAUGAUGCUGGAGGCUCUCAGGAUGAUGAAGGAUCAAAUGAGAGAGGGAUUUCUAAAUGUAGCACUAUGUUGUGCCAUGAUUUUCUUGGAAGAAGCAGCAGUGAUACAAGUACACCUGAAGAACUAAAAAUCUAUGACAGUAGUCUAAGAAUAGAAGUGAAAAUGAAAAAAGAGGGUUCGGAUCUUUUUCGUGUUAAUUCAACAAGUGAUGAUGAGAUACCAAGAAAAAGACCUGAAGUGUGGUCACAUCAAGGUGUAUUAAGGGUCAAUACUAGGGAAAAUGAAAACGCUGCUUUUGGCAGCGCACAGUUUACUCAGGAAGCAGACCAAGUUUCCUCUUCUGCAGAUGAAACGGAAGAUGAAAGAUCUGAAGCAGAAAAUGUAGUAGAAAGCUUUCCUCCAUCUGACCCUCCUACUCAGCCAUUCCAAGGAAUUGUUAAUUUAGCUUUUGAAGAUGCAACAGAGAAUGAUAUUGAAAGUCAAGAAUUUUCUACAACUAAAAAUUUUAAGCGAUCUCUUUUACUUUCAGUAGAUGAAUGUGAAGAGUUGGGAUCUGAUGAUGGAGACGCUCAUGCUCCCCUUCAGCAUUCCAUAGAUUCCCCUACUCCUUCUGAUGUUUUUGAUAGUGUAUCUCAGGAGCAGCAUGAAAAGACUUAUUAUUCAAGGUAUUCAUUGGAAACUGAAGAUGGAUUCCUGGAGUGCAAACAGCAAGAAAAGGAUAGAAGUGAGAGAUUAGAUAAAAGUGAGCACUUUUUUCUAGAUCCCCAUAGCACAGAAAUCAAAGGAAAAGAUAAUCAGGGUGCUUCAGUGACAGAACAAAAUUGCCCAGAGAAAGUACUCUCAGUAGCAGAUAGUCAGUGUUCAAUACAAGAGCAAAAGGUAAAUAGUAAGAAUGAAGAGAUUAACGAAAUUCAACAGUGCAAUAAACUUUCAGACAAUGACACAAAGUCUCAAGAAAGACCAUGUCAUUUGGACCUUCAUCAAAGAGAUACUAAUUGUGACAUGCAAAAGAAGAAUUCUGCAAAACCUGUAAAACCCUGUAAGAAUCAGUUACUGACUCUGGAAGGUCAAAUGAGAGAGUGUCAACGAGCACCUACUGAAUACACUAAUACUGAUUUACCUGCAGGAGACAUAGAUGAUUGUGACGUAUUGGCACAAACCUGCAUGUAUGAGCAUCGACCUUCAAAAACCCUUUCUCCAAUAUAUGAGAUGGAUGUUGGAGAAGCUAUUGAGCAGAGGAUGGAGUCAGAAAGGGACAUUCUAGAUGUGGAUUUUGAAGAUCAGCAAUUUGCAGAACAGGACUGGACUCUUCUCAGGCAAUUGUUAUCUGAGCAGGACUCAAACAUUGAUUUCAAAAACUCUGUUCCUGAAGACCUUAACUUAGCACAAUAUCUUAUCAAUCAGACACUACUUCUGGCAGGAGAUGGUUCAAAGCCUCAGGGUAAAUCACAUGUUGAUACUUUCAGUAGAUGGACAGAACUAAUGUCGCCACUGGAUGAUUCUUCAGCAAGUAUCACAGUGGCAAGCUUUUCCUCUGAAGAUUGUUCUUCUCCUCAAGGGGAAUGGACAAUUCUUGAACUGGAAACCCAUCAUUAA